Molecule: messenger RNA, 1452 nt
Organism: Penicillium mononematosum
Lineage: Eukaryota; Fungi; Ascomycota; Eurotiomycetes; Eurotiales; Aspergillaceae
Product: arylsulfotransferase family protein
Exons: 2
Coding region: 1-1452 (483 amino acids)
Source: RefSeq, a predicted model, not a curated record
AUGGGUCUGUUAGCCAUGAGGCGGUUUUCGCAAGCUCUCGUCCUAUUCGCGAGCUGCUUCAGUCUUGCAAAGUCCGCAGACGAGGAACUGUGGCCGCUGCAGAAGUUCAAAAGCUCGUCCAUCCAAACACCGUUCAUGAACGUCACCAAGAUGGGCACGACAGAACCAGGUUUCCUGUUCCUGACACCCCGCGAUAUCAUACGAGAAACAGGACACCCGGCCAUCUACUCAGAUGACGGUCAGCUUAUAUGGCAGGGCCCCAAUGGAAACUACUCAGCCCUACAGCCUCAGAUUCUCAACAACGAACCCGUGAUAGCCUACUGGUCCGGCGAUGUCAGCCGUGGCUUUGGGUUCGGAGCAAUUACUAUCGUGAACAGCUCAUACGACAAGAUCCAUAGAGUCACGCUGGACUGCAAGGCAGAGAACUUUGUGACAAUCUAUGAUCCACUGACGUUUGAUUCUUGUAUUGAUAUCCACGAAAGUGAGAUCACGGAUAACGGCACCAUUCUUGUGACUGCCGUCAACGUCACACAAGCGGAUCUGAGCUCCAUUGGUGGUCCCGAGGAUGGAUGGAUUCAGGACGCACUCGUCUAUGAGAUCGAUAUCGAAACCAAUGAGAUCCUGUUCCGCUGGAGUACCUACGAGCACAUCGACCAGGUGCCACUCAGGGAUGUGCGCGCUCCGCUUGAGGGAUCUGGCGGUAACAAAACUGAUCCAUAUGGGUACCCUCAUCUCAAUUCCGUUGCCAAAUAUGGCGACUCGUACUUGACGCAGGGCCAGACUGGCGGUGACUUCGAGUUAGGGCUCGACACGAGCUUCUGCUACCAGCACGACGCGCGCUUCAGGUUCCAGAGCGACGAACGAGUAACAAUCAGCCUGCACAACAAUGAGCUGGCCAGUUUCACAGGCCACACCUCACUAACAACGGGCAUGGUGCUGGACGUGGAGCUCCAAGGCUCAAAACGAGUCACCUUGAAGAGUCGGAUGUGGGAUGCCACUGAACCUGUGUACGCCGAGUCGCAGGGUAGCUAUCAAUCGCUCGGUAAUGGGCACGUUUUGCAGCAGCAUGGCUCGACGCCCAAGAUUGAGGAGUUCGAUGAGAAUGGGACCAUCGUCAUGCGUGCGAGGUUUGGCUAUGACAAAACCAUGCAGACGUACCGCACCUAUCGGUACCCUUGGGUUGGGCGCCCAGCUACCAAGCCUGAUGUUGUGGCUUGUGUGGAUGGGAAGAACGGGAAGACUGCGGUUUACGUUAGCUGGAAUGGGGCAACGGAUGUGGAGUAUUGGAAGGUGUAUUCUGGAACUGAGGUGAAGGAAACUGCUGUGCGGAAUGGGUUUGAGACGACUAUUCUUGUGGAUGGGCUGACUAGUGGUGAUUCCGUGGUUGUGGAGGCGGUGGGCGGUGUUGGUGAUGGGAUAAGGUCUGAAUCGGCCACAGUCGGACAAUGCUGA